AUGUACAAGCUUCUGACUGCUUCUCUCCUGGCCACUGUCGCCCUUGCGGCAGGCCACAAUGGCCUUAUUGCUCGCCAGGUCUCCAGCUGCGAAUCGCACCCUGGUUACAAGACCUGCAAGUCGUCCUGCAUUCCCGUCACCUACAGCUGCUGCGCUAUCGGUGAGGGCGGCUGCGAGCCAGGCACGUACUGCACCGACGAUGGCUGCUGCCCCAUCGGGGAGAUCUGUACUGGACCUGGCGGUACCCUGACGGGAACGCUGACCGAUACCAUCACCAACACCUUGACCAACACUGUUACCAACACUCUGACAAACACUCACACCGAGACCGCGGCGCCUACUACUACCACCACCACCGAGGAGACCACCUCUACUUCCACCUCCACUUCCACUUCCACUUCGGCUUCGACCCCGGCCACUACUUCCAAGCCCGUCAUCCCCACCCAGCCCACGGUCACCUCUCCAAGCGGCACCCCAUCGCCCUCGGGCUCCUCCACCGCCAGCCCUUCCUCCCCUCUGUUCACCGGCGCCGCGUCCCGUCUGAACGCCGGCGUGGGUGCUGUCGCUGGUCUGAUUGCGGGAGCCGCUCUCCUGUAA
Messenger RNA from Aspergillus fumigatus Af293, 597 nucleotides. RefSeq names its product GPI anchored serine-threonine rich protein. Lineage: Eukaryota; Fungi; Ascomycota; Eurotiomycetes; Eurotiales; Aspergillaceae. The record is from RefSeq and is a predicted model, not a curated record.